This is a messenger RNA of Cloeon dipterum, 6521 nucleotides long. RefSeq names its product Calcium/calmodulin-dependent protein kinase II (gene CaMKII). The transcript is spliced from 19 exons. The record is from RefSeq and is a predicted model, not a curated record. Gene Ontology annotation, molecular function: calmodulin binding; ATP binding; calcium/calmodulin-dependent protein kinase activity. Gene Ontology annotation, biological process: protein phosphorylation. NCBI's taxonomy places the organism in Eukaryota, Metazoa, Arthropoda, Insecta, Ephemeroptera, Baetidae. Bases 342 to 2255 code for a protein of 637 amino acids.
GUCACGCCGCGCGGCGGAGCACCACAGGGGAGGCAGGCGGGCGUGCGCCGUGUGCGGCAGUCGACCGGGCGGUGGAGCGGCGAGCGGCGUCGCCAGGAGGAGACGAACACGGUUAUCGAUUGUCCUGGUUGCAGCUACUAGAGGGGUCUCCGGUCGACGCGAGCGAGCGAGCGAGAGCAGAGCCGAGCCGCAGCCAGCCAGCCAGCGAGUGCGAGUGGAGUGAACUCGACACCACCUGGGCGGACGGCUCUACCACCGAAAGGAAAGGUUUUUGCAGCUGAAAUCCAGGCAGGUCGUCUGUCUCGUCAUUCGGCCCAGUCGGCGCCAGUGUGUCCGUCAGAAUGGCCGCGCCAGGCGCCUGCACCCGCUUCAGUGACAACUACGAGUUGAAGGAGGAGCUCGGCAAGGGUGCAUUCUCUGUAGUAAGAAGAUGUGUUCAGAAGUCGACUGGUCUGGAGUUUGCGGCGAAAAUCAUAAACACCAAGAAACUCUCGGCGAGAGACUUCCAAAAACUAGAACGUGAGGCCCGAAUUUGUAGGAAGCUGCAACAUCCAAAUAUAGUUCGUCUUCAUGACAGUAUACAAGAAGAGAAUUUCCAUUACUUAGUAUUUGAUUUAGUAACUGGGGGAGAGUUGUUUGAGGAUAUUGUCGCACGCGAAUUCUACAGUGAGGCGGAUGCCUCGCACUGCAUCCAACAGAUCCUCGAGUCGGUCAACCACUGCCACCAGAAUGGCGUCGUCCACCGCGAUCUCAAGCCCGAGAACCUGCUUUUGGCCAGCAAAGCCAAGGGCGCCGCUGUCAAACUGGCUGACUUUGGACUGGCCAUUGAGGUCUCCGGGGACCAGCAGGCCUGGUUUGGUUUCGCCGGUACACCGGGCUACCUUUCACCGGAAGUCUUGAAGAAGGAGCCGUAUGGGAAACCUGUUGAUAUCUGGGCAUGUGGUGUGAUUUUAUACAUCCUGCUGGUGGGCUACCCUCCCUUCUGGGACGAAGACCAACAUAGGCUGUACGCUCAAAUCAAAGCUGGUGCCUACGACUACCCUUCGCCUGAAUGGGACACGGUGACGCCUGAAGCCAAGAACCUCAUCAACCAAAUGCUGACUGUCAAUCCCGCAAAGAGGAUCACCGCCUCCGAGGCCCUCAAGCACCCCUGGAUCUGCCAACGCGAGCGUGUGGCGUCUGUCGUUCACAGACAAGAGACCGUGGACUGUUUGAAGAAAUUCAACGCCAGGCGUAAGCUCAAGGGCGCUAUUCUGACCACCAUGCUGGCCACCCGGAACUUCUCCAGUAAGUAUGAUGUGCAAGGUCGAAGCAUCAUCACCAAGAAGGGUGACGGCUCGCAGGUGAAGGAGUCGACGGACUCGAGCACCACCAUCGAAGAUGAUGACGUGAAAGAGGCUGACAAGAGAGUUGAUCGCAGUUCUACAGUCAUCGCAAAAGACCCAGAAGCUUUGUCGUCGUCGCCACCCCCACAGCCCCCAGCCGCCCCCGCUAAACCCGAACCGCCCGUAAAGACUGCCUCGAUAAACAAGGUGCUGGCCGGUUUCGGCGCCGGCGGCGCCAAAAGCAGCGGCGGAGGCCUCAGCAGCCUGAUCCUGCAGGCGGCGCAGGAAAACAAGGGCACUACUGCCAGUGCGGAAAGUGCCGCCCCCGCCGCCGCCCCCACUUCGGAAGCAGCCGCAAGUGUUACGCAACAAGAAGACUCACUGUCAGACCUGCCCCGUUAUCGCACUACCGACUCGGAGUUGUUCUCGGACGACAUGGACGACAUAAGGAUACUCUGCCCCACCAAGAUAUGCUCCCAGAUUUCGAAUACCUCUCUGAGCUCAGCCCGGAAGCAGGAAAUUAUCAAAAUGACAGAGCAGCUCAUCGAGGCUAUUAACAGCUCAGACUUUGAUGCGUACACGAAAAUAUGUGAUCCCCACUUGACGGCUUUCGAGCCUGAGGCACUCGGCAACCUAGUCGAAGGGAUGGAUUUCCACAAAUUCUUUUUCGAGAACGGUAUUAAUUUGUUAAGUAAAAACUUUAAAGCGAUCAACACCACAAUCCUGAAUCCACACGUUCACUUAAUUGGAGACGAUGGUGCUUGCAUCGCCUACGUACGACUCACGCAGUUCGUCGACAGGCAAGGUCAAGCGCACACGCAGCAGUCGGAGGAGACACGCGUCUGGCACAAGAGGGAUGGCAAGUGGCAAAACGUUCAUUUCCACCGUUCAGGGUGCGGCUCGUCGCCGUUUGCGAUUCCCCACAAGUAGGGGGUAGCAGGUUAAGGGAUGCGCGCGGCAAUUUGGCAGCGGCUCCUUCCUACAAAAUACCGAUAAAUAUCUUAACCAGCUGGUUCGAUUUUCUCUUCCCCUCUUGUAAAUUUAGUGCCAUACAUUUAUACAUAUUAUGAUGACACUGAAAAGUCUUUCUAAAUGGUGAAAAGUAUUGUUAUUAAAAUGCAGCAGCUGUAACAACGGAAAUGAUGGAAAACACACGCAACACACACAUUGAUGGGUUGAUUGGUCGGCACACGAGAGAGUGAGGGACAAGUUGCGGAAACCAAAAGGACGAGCUGGGAUUAAUUCUGACAAAGAGCGCGGCACUUCUUGCGCGCCUUCCAGAUGUAUCGACAACCUUUUGAAAUUUGAUGAUGAUCUCCCUAAGACACAUGACAUGUUAUACACACACACGUUUAAUCCUGUUCAGUACCGAGAUAUGAAACCUAAAAAUACUGUUUCUUUCGAUGACUGUCCUACCAGCAUUAUUUUACUACGAUGGUUGCGAGAGAUAGAUUUUUCGAAACGCGCGGGCCACACAUACACAUAUUUAGUUUUAAAGCCAUAUCCGUAUUCCGCACCAAUUUUGCAUACAUAAAUAUUUCUCCCACUCACAUGUUUUGCACGACUUUUCUUUAUUUUGGCAAGGAGCAGGAGUAAUUUUCAGGGCAGAGCAAUUCGAAUUAAAAUCUGUUGUAUUGUUACGUGAAAGAGAAAUUUUAAAACACCAAGGCUAUGGAAAAUUUAAUGUGUCAAUGUGUUGGAUGUUCAUAAUUGAUAUAAAUAUGUGUGCUUACUAAAAGGGUCGUCCUGACUUGACGCUGUGUUCUCUUAUAUCAUGAACUCUACACGACCAUUACGUAGGUUUUGACAACUGGAGCUUUCGUGAUUAUAGAAAUAACUUCUUCGUGAAAAUAUGAAAAAAUAAACACAUUUUAGCGUUCCGAAAGAGCAAAGAAGACUCCGUUGAUGCCCUUUAGAGAGCGAGCACGAAAACGUGUCAAAACCGCGCACUUUUUAUCGAUUCGUCUAUUUGUCGACUAAAACUCUGCUUUUAAACGCAUCUCACAUAUAAUGCUGCCAACGCGCUUUGUCGAUGAUAAAAAAUCAGUAACUAUAUAUAUACUUCUUUCAGGGCGCGUGUGCUACACAUCUUGAUAAAUUUCCCGCCCUGUUAUACUUUAUUGUGAUCUAAUCAAGAGUCAUCCGCUUCUUUUGAUUGAAAAACAAUAGUUUUCGUUUAGCAGCACGCAAGCGUGAGAGUGAUUUUUAAAGCGCCCCCCGCGCGCUAUUGAGAAAAGUUUUGCGCAUCCCCCGAAGUAAAAAAAAUGGAUUACAUAAAAAUAAGCUAGUAAGUCAUUCAUGCCUUUGCCUGCCCUACGAUCUUAUAACGAGAUAUUACAUAUAUAAUAAUGCAUAAUUGACUAUUGGCAUAAAUGAAUGUACUUGGCCUAAAUGUAAACUAUAGUACAUAAUCUUGUAUAACUCUCUCGUUUUAAAAAGUUGAGCAGAAAAAAGAGAGGCCUCCUCAAGGAGGCUGUGAUGCAAACACGCAUGAAUUAAUUAAUUAUACACACACACUAUAUCAAAGCGACCAAACGGUCCCCAUUAAAAAAAAUACACAACUCGCGUCAAGUACACGGCCAUAUAAUGCGAUAACGAAGUGCAAAUCACUUAAAAAGCAGCUGGAAGAAAUAAGUAGUAGCUUCUCGGACUGAAAUCGGUGAAAAACAAAAAAUUAUUUGAUGAUGAAUUCAGGGAAUCGACGGGUUCAGGGCUGAAUCGUAUUCUAUUAAUUCUACACGCUAAUCAAAACGGUGGCCAUUUUUAAAUCUUGCGAAUCGGUUACUCUCAUCUGUAUAUGCAGGAAGGAGCACUUUUGUCUUGUAUUCAUUCAGCAUUGAUGAAACUAUAUAACUGUGUAUUCUAUAGACCUGCAACUCUUGCAAAAAACGCGCCUUAUUGAGUCCAAGAGGGGAUUUCGCAGACAGAGCACUAGAAAAUGGAAUUAGGGCAGGAAGGAUAUUUUCUUUCGUGUUUAGUUGCAGCUAAAACCCAAGAGAGCAGCUCCGUACUCAUUAAAUUCUUCGAUUUCGAGCGACACGGUAGACGAUAAAUUUAGAGACACGCGGAGAUGUGAUGGGAAUUUUAAAGAGAAAAUCGAAAGGCUUAUUUGAGUUGCGGCCAACGUGUAUAGAUGCAAACCCUGCAAAACUGCUAAAUCGAGCUACCUCUGUUGUAUAACCUGCUGCUCCCUGAAAACGUAUCGCGCCAAUGCUCUGCUUGAAUUGGUGAAUGGAGACGAUGCGAAAACUAGUCACAUUCAAACAAACACAUACACACACACCGCACGAGAACGAAUUCUGAUGUUAAAAAGGGGUAAGAGCGAGUCAAUCGCCAGGACUGUAGAGUUGUAUUGAAAUACAAACUUUUAGAAUUACAUGACCCAUACAAAGACGAGCCUCUCGCGAGUUCAAACGAACGAACUUUGGAAACCUUAACAAACACGCUCUCUUUCAGAAUCGAGUCAUUAAGUUUUGAAGCAAGUUUUGAUACAUUAGGUGUUUUUUGAGAAGAAUCCUUACGAUUAUAAUUACAUUAAAUAUUAUUAUGCAUUAAUAUAAUGUUAUAAUUGUGUAUGACACCGUAUAUAGUUACUUCUUAUAUUGUAUGUUGCAUGUGAGCUUUUUGAAAUUACUUAUUAUGGAAUAUCAAUUGUUGAUUCGUUAUUAAAAUUUUAUCUAAAUAUAUUUGUGCAUUGUAAGAAGAGUUGUGUGGAUUUUGAGGUGGACGGAGGCAAAGAUUAUAAUUUGAAUUCUCUCUCGACCGUUUGAUAAAUUGGAGCUUAUUGUCUAGCCCCGUCGGCCUCGACAAUGUUCAACACUUUCCGAGAGCGAAAUUGAUAAGAACCCUAAGUGUGCGUGAUGUAAAAAUCUGCAUUGUACGCGCGACAGUAAUAUUUUCCUGACCUUUGUACUGGCGUGCAAUUAUUACUACUCGUGUUGCUGUGAGUCGGGAUUUGCGUGCUAGGCUCCCAUCGCUGUAAACCAUGAAAAAACUCGUUUUUUCCUCAUUUUUAUCGUAGACCAGCAGAGACAAAGAAAACAUAAUAUAAAUAAUGCCUUCAGAGAGUCUGUUUACAAACGAGAUCCUCCCAACUUACAGAGAGAGUGAUUAGAAAAAUGCAGUAGUCAUUGGAGGAGGCGAGAAUUUAUAGUAUUGUUACUCUAGUUUGCCAACACAACAAGUAUUCAUUACGUGUUAUAUUUUUUUCGCGCGAGCGAAUUUGAACCAAAAGCGAGUAAGGGAAGGUUAGGUGCGUUUACCCUUGGCGAAAAAGGAGCUAAUUUGUAUUCUGAUUAUUGCUAUAUUCGAAUUCAGCAAAAUAUUAUGGGAUACGAUUUCCUCUUCGACGAAGCUAUGUCACAAAGUAGUUAAGAAACGUAUAAAUCGCUAACUAAGAUCAGUAUUGAGACGUGAAACUUUUUUACUGUACCAUACGUUUCUCUCUUUUGUUUUCUCGAUCCUUGUUAACUCAUAGGGGCAGCUUUGGAAUCGGUGCUAAAACUUGUUGUGUUGCUUUGUGAGCAGCACAUAAGAGCGCACUCGCCUGUUAUUAACAUUGUAAUCGCAGCAGUAUUUUCUCGAUUGAUUGUUGCCCGAUCGAAUACUUGAGAUUUUUUGAUUCGCUCGCUUUUAUAACGCACGUUCUCUCGACAACUUUGGAAUUCAUUGACUCGUUCAAAUUGUUAUAAACCAACCGCUCCACUCGAGCGUCGUUUAAGUAAAAGUGGCGGCGACGCAGUUACUAACCGGUGACUUUUGAAAAUCUAAAAUGAAGAAAAAAUACAGCGCGAGCAUAUAAUAUUACGAGAAAGAAUAUCGACUUACUACUGAGUGUAUCAUUUAUAUCGAUAAGAAAAACCAUUCAUUGUAAAAGAUAAUGAUGAGAAUUACUUCUUAUUGACAUUACAUUAUUAUAUUCCAUUUUGACAAUGCACUGAUAUAAUACUAAAUUAUUUCUAUAGUAUUCCAUGUAAUUAAAGCACUAUCAAGUUUGUUCUUAUUUACAAAAUAAAUUUAAAGGAAAAGAGGAUAACUAUAAAAACCAAGUCUCAAAUGACUGAGAUGGAUAUCAUCUCUAUUUCUCUCUAUCUCUUUCUGUAAAAAAGAAAAUAUUGAAAAGAACAAAAGUGUGGAAACAAUAUAAAAUAACUAAAAACUGCAGCUUGUAUUGACAAAAUAAAAUUGUCUGCAAAC